Crotalus tigris (Tiger rattlesnake) is the source of this 1579-nucleotide messenger RNA. RefSeq names its product coenzyme Q9 (gene COQ9). Bases 83 to 1018 code for a protein of 311 amino acids. Lineage: Eukaryota; Metazoa; Chordata; Lepidosauria; Squamata; Viperidae. The record is from RefSeq and is a predicted model, not a curated record. Gene Ontology annotation, molecular function: lipid binding. Gene Ontology annotation, biological process: ubiquinone biosynthetic process. The transcript has 9 exons. Gene Ontology annotation, cellular component: mitochondrial inner membrane.
GCCCAGCCCCCGCUUCUUAGAUGGCGCCCGCGGCGGUUCGCCCCGCCUCCUUUGCCCGCCUCGCUCGUCGCCCGACUCAAAGAUGGCGGCGGCCGCGGCGGGGCUGAGGCGAUCGGCCCGGGGGCUGCUGCGCUGCCCGGCGGUCUUUAGAAGCCAGUUGUAUCAAUCUCAGCGGACCUUCCAUCCUGCAGUGGCGCUGCAAAGAAUUUCAGAAGAACAGAAACAGCCCCCCUUCCCACCUCCCAAUCCUCCACAUUCAGCAUCUUCUCCUGUGAAUGAAAAGCAUCCAGGCUCACCCCCUAGUUACACAGAUCAGGGUGGUGAACAAUCAGAGGGCUACGAGAGUGAGGAGCAGCUACAGAGUCGGAUCCUGACAGCAGCUCUAAAAUUUGUACCCACCUAUGGCUGGACAAUGGAUGCAAUUGCAGAAGGGGCUAAGUCCAUAGGGCUCUCUGUUGCCGCAGCAGGACUUUUUCACAGUGAUGGCAGCGAACUGAUUCUCCACUUCGUGUCCCAGAGUAACUCCAGACUCACUGAACUUCUUGAGGAACAGCACAAGCUGGUACAGCUUGGUCAACUGGAGAAGAAGAAGACAGACCAGUUUGUAAAAGAUGCUUUGGAAGCGAGGCUGAGAAUGCUCAUUCCGUAUAUUAAAAAAUGGCCUCAGGCUAUGAGCGUGUUGCUGAUGCCACACAAUAUUCCAUCCAGCUUCAACCUGCUUACCACCAUGGUGGAUGACAUCUGGCACUAUGCAGGGGAUCAGUCCACCGAUAUAAAUUGGUACACUCGCCGAGUAGUCCUGGCUGGAAUUUAUAACACCACAGAACUUGUGAUGAUUCAGGAUUCCUCCCCGGAUUUUGAGCACACGUGGUCCUUCCUAUACAACAGAGUUGCUGACGCAAUGAACGUGGGCCACACAGCUAAACAGGUCAAGGCAACUGGAGAGGCCCUUCUUCAGGGAAUUCUGGGCGCUGCUGUUACCUUCAAGAAUCUCAGCGGCCUCAACCAGCGUCGAUGAAGCAAUUUAGCCACUAGAUAGGAGCCUUUGAGCAUUUCUUCUGAGACUAGCAAAGAAACGGUGUCCUGUAAAUCUCGUCACAAGAACGUGAAACUGUCACUUACUCUGUACCACCGUUAAAACAAGCACACCAUUUCAUCUGUCUUGAUGUAAAAAAACUUGGCUUUUUUUGGAGCACGUGGAAUUGCUGGCCACCCUGGUGAUCUAUUCAACCAACAGUAACCCAAAAAAUUAAAUUCUGUGUUUACCAGAACGGGUUUAAGUUUGAGAAGAUGAUAGAAGGGUGACAGAAGUCCUUGAGGCUCCAAAUUCUUUAGGUUUUAGACCCCAACACCCUUCUUUUCAUUUUCCCCACCUGGAUAUCUUAAGUCUGUCUUGGCCACAAACUGACUUAUGUUGUAUUUGUGGAAUUGGCAAAAAUGACCUCCCAGCACUUCUCAGUUUAAAAUCCAGCAUUCUGCUCUGCUGUUUGUUGACAGUGUAUUUAUGGCACUCUUGUGAAUAUAUAUUUUCCUGUAUGUUUGGACACGUCUGUAUGUUCAUUAAAAAAUAGUGAGCAUU